Molecule: messenger RNA, 619 nt
Organism: Lacerta agilis (Sand lizard)
Lineage: Eukaryota; Metazoa; Chordata; Lepidosauria; Squamata; Lacertidae
Gene: GLYATL3
Product: glycine-N-acyltransferase like 3
Exons: 4
Coding region: 146-589 (147 amino acids)
Cellular component (GO): mitochondrion
Molecular function (GO): glycine N-acyltransferase activity
Source: RefSeq, a predicted model, not a curated record
AUAAAUACAGAAGGGUAUGAUCACUAGGAUUAUGUUUUGGGCUUCCAUUUUUCCAGUGCACUGAAGUAACAUUUGCUGCUAGUCACGGUUUUUCUCCUGCUUGUGCCCUCUAGUAGCCUACCUGUGUUUGCAUGAAGGUUGCAAGAUGCUGGUGUUAAACUGUUCUACAAAGCUGCAAAUACUGGAACACAAAUUACUCAAUAAUUUUCCUGAAUCACUCAAGGUUUAUGGAGCAGUGUUACAUAUAAACAGAGGGAACCCCUUCAAGAAGGAAGUGGUGGUGGAUUCAUGGCCAGAAUUUAAAGCUGUUAUUACCCGCCGGCAGAGAACGGCUGAAAGUGAUGACCUGGACCAUUUUACCAAUGCCUACGCUGUAUUCUACAAGGACCAGCAAGCAUACCAAGCAUUGCUGGAGAACCCAGAAACCAUAAACUGGGAACAAGUCUUCCAAAUACAGGGACUGCAGGAUGGAUUAUACGAAGCUUCCCAAGCUGUAGUUCGUUCCAAGCUUGUGGAUGUAAAGCAGUCUUGUUUCCAAAUGGUUAUCCAUCCAGAUCCAGAUACGCUUCCUGAGGUUAAACUCCCGUAAGUUUAGUCAUAUCAAUACUAUUUUCCACAG